This is a messenger RNA of Solea senegalensis (Senegalese sole), 482 nucleotides long. It is a transcript of the gene rplp2a, whose product is annotated as ribosomal protein, large P2. Bases 86 to 430 code for a protein of 114 amino acids. The record is from RefSeq and is a predicted model, not a curated record. Gene Ontology annotation, molecular function: structural constituent of ribosome. Gene Ontology annotation, cellular component: ribosome; cytosolic large ribosomal subunit. The transcript is spliced from 5 exons. Gene Ontology annotation, biological process: cytoplasmic translational elongation; translation. NCBI's taxonomy places the organism in Eukaryota, Metazoa, Chordata, Actinopteri, Pleuronectiformes, Soleidae.
UUUCUUGUAGCUCUUCAGCGAACCCCCUUCCUUCUCCUGGAUUUCCUGGCGUGACCGACGUUUCGUGUCUCUUUAGACUUAAAAAAUGCGUUACGUGGCCGCUUACCUCCUGGCUGUCCUUGGUGGAAACACCAGCCCCUCUGCUAAAGACAUCAAGUCCAUCUUGGGCAGUGUGGGAAUAGAGGCCGAUGAUGAACGCUUGAAAAAGAUCAUCAAUGAACUGAAUGGGAAAGACAUCAAUGAAGUCAUGAACUCAGGCCUCUCCAAGUUAACCUCUGUACCAGCAGGUGGUGCUGUGGCGGCUCCUGCCGCUGCUGCUGGAGCCGCUGGAGCUGGGGCGGCACCUGCUGCUGCGGAAGAGAAAAAGGAAGAGAAGAAAGAGGAAUCAGAAGAGUCGGAUGAAGAUAUGGGUUUUGGACUCUUUGAUUAAUCUGCAUUCUCUGUGACUAAAAAGCAAUAAAAAUGUAAAAUGUUUACACAAA